Messenger RNA from Girardinichthys multiradiatus, 1920 nucleotides. RefSeq lists its product as uncharacterized. The transcript has 10 exons. The record is from RefSeq and is a predicted model, not a curated record. Lineage: Eukaryota; Metazoa; Chordata; Actinopteri; Cyprinodontiformes; Goodeidae. The coding region runs from base 135 to 1436 and encodes 433 amino acids. Gene Ontology annotation, molecular function: interleukin-17 receptor activity.
CACAGACCGCUGCUCGGGUCAUCCACAUCUUUACUAACAGCACUUAAAGAUACAGCAGCUCCUUAAAGUCUUCUUUUACGAUUUGAUUUCCUUUGGGAAUUGUUUUUAUUGGCUUUUAAGGUUAGACGCUGACAAUGCGGCUAAGUAUACUGUUUUUUCUUUGUUGCGUCGCUUUUCGGGUGACUUCCCACAAAAUAAGAGCGGUGUGUGAUGAAGUUCACGAUUUUCCACCAACAAAGCUAAAGGACAGUCCAUCUAUGGUGGCAGGCUUAAACGUGACGCUGGUGAAGGCUGGAGAAGAAAACAAGCUGAACAUAAGUUGGGCAAUCAACAUUGAUGCCAGUAUAAAUUACCUGAAUGGUACAUGGAUUGAUAUUUCAGGGCGUUUUGCCUACAUCUGUAACUACGACCCCCCUUUUACCAGGGCAAACCUUACUGGAUUAGAGCAGGAAUGGUUUUAUUUUUUAAGAAGUUUAGGAAAUGGCUUUUGGUCUAUCAAAAUUUAUAAUAUCCCGUUACCUCCACUGGGGGCUGGCCCCCAAUCAAAAUCAGCCUCUAUUCAGGUACCUGUGCAAAAAAAAGCAAAUCCUACAAACAGAACUACAAUCGUCACUACAGGGGAUCCUCAGCAGACAAGUCAAAUGACUCCACCUGUUGCUGAAGAAACAGGGAUUGAGGAUGCCACUUUAAUCUUUGUUGGAGUCGUAGCCUCUGUAAUAAUUAUGAGUUCCUGUUUUAUUAUCUAUAAGAUUUUUGUGUCAUACUCGGGUUUUGAAAUCAUCCCCGUGGCCCCCAUGGCUCCAGUCUCAGUGCUUGUGGUGUACCCUGCGGAGACGCCGGCCUUUCAGCGGUCCGUGGUGGCGCUGGUGGAGUUUCUGCAAUGGCACGGUGGCUGCAAAGUGGCAAUUGAUAUGUGGCAGCAGGAAAAAAUUGCAGAAUUGGGACCACUGCGUUGGUUAGCUGAACAAGUGAAGGUUGCUGAUCGUGUGCUGAUCAUCACCCCUCUGGUGGAAACUUCGUCCUUUUUGCCAGGACACUCGACUCCCACCAAGAACCUCCCGGAACAUUCCAUCCCAGCUGCAGCUCAUGACCUUUACCCUUUGAUUCUCAGAAUUGUGGCCAGCCACGCUAAGAGUGCCACCGAGCUGGCCAAGUUCUGGGUGGUGCAGCUGCAUGCACAGAAGGACAAAAAUUAUCGUGUUUUGCUGCCAGAGCUGCAAACUUGCAGGACUUUCUGUCUGAUGAAAGAUUUGAACAGACUCUGUAAGAGUCUUCAUGCUCAGAGGAAAGUUGGGAAGAAGAUAUUACCGCUGUUGUUCAAACCUGAGCUUUUCUACAGUCGAAACAGUACAGCGAAAUUAAGGGAAGCUAUAAAAAUGCUCAGCGCAAAAAAGCCAGGAAUAUCCGACAGGAUGCUGAAUAAAGAUCUGUGUUGAAAAUGUUGAGGAUGACAUGUAGACAAAAAUAGGAUCUAUUUUCUAUUGUCUGUCUUGUUUGUCCUUAUUGUUGUUUUUCUGAUAUACCAUGUUAGCCUCCUAGUUUGUAUUUUGUUCUGUUUCUUAAUAUUUAAACAAAAUAACAAAGUUACAUUACAUUAAAAAAAAGUGAUUAAUGGCAGUAGUACUUUGCUGCCAUGGUGACAGUGGCAAGUAGGUAGUCAUCUUUUCUUUGCUGAAUUGUAUAGUGCAUUUUAAGAACUGUUUGUCGGAGUUGUUUAUUUUUUCUUUAAUCUUAAAUACAUUGCCUGGCAAACAUAUUUCUAAACUUAAACUUUUUGACAUGUUUUCAUAUGACACCCUAAAACUUUUAUGUAUUUUAUUGGGAUUUAUGUGAUAGACCAGCAGAAAGUAGUGAAUCAUUUGGGAGUGGAAAGAAAACCACGUUUUUUGAAUAUCUGUACAAAUAAAAAAAUGAAAAGAG